GUUUCAUAUUGGUUCCAUGAAGUCUGGACCUGUCCUGUCACAGAAAGAAAUAAAAUACCAUGAACCAGAAUACUGGAAAUUUGGUGAGGAUGGAAAUAAGUACUUUAGGCAUGCGACAGGGCAAAUAAAUGCGCUCUCCAAGGAUUUGGCUACAUAUAUUUCAGUUAAUCGGCACAUACUUCAUAAAUAUGCAAAUGAAGAUGUCUCUUUGGGUUCUUGGUUUAUCGGCCUUGAUGUUGAGCACAUUGAUGACCGGAGCCUCUGCUGUGCGACGCCCCCUGAUUGCGAGUGGAAGGCUCAAGCUCGAAAUCCUUGUGCUGCAUCCUUGGACUGGAGCUGCAGUGGCAUUUGCAAAUCAGUGGAAGAAUGGAGGAGGUGCACCAACGCUGUGGGGAGGGCGAUGAGGCUAUCUGGCACACCAGUUUCUGAGACAAGUCGCUGUCCAUUGUACUAUAUGUGA
Juglans microcarpa x Juglans regia is the source of this 460-nucleotide messenger RNA. Its product is annotated as beta-1,6-galactosyltransferase GALT31A-like. The transcript has a single exon. Lineage: Eukaryota; Viridiplantae; Streptophyta; Magnoliopsida; Fagales; Juglandaceae. Bases 17 to 460 code for a protein of 147 amino acids. The record is from RefSeq and is a predicted model, not a curated record. Gene Ontology annotation, cellular component: Golgi membrane. Gene Ontology annotation, molecular function: hexosyltransferase activity.